This is a messenger RNA of Pelagomonas calceolata, 1570 nucleotides long. The record is from the annotation of a GenBank genome assembly. NCBI's taxonomy places the organism in Eukaryota, Pelagophyceae, Pelagomonadales, Pelagomonadaceae.
AGUCGCUCCCGCUCCUCCGGGACCCGUCGAAGCAGUGAACGACGGGUUUUUGGCGCGAUUUUGAUGGGAAAGCGGCCGUAGCGUGGCUUAAAUCACUGCAUCAUAGACAUUUAGCAUCGUUUCGGAUAAUUUUGAGGAGGGCGCAUCAUACCUAGGCCCGCCGCGCACGCACAUAGCCAGAUUUGGUGCAGCACAUCAAAAGAGCUGCGACACUCACACGACGCGCGGCGCAGCACCGAUGCUCUCCCACCGCCACACGGUGUCGCCGAGCGUCGACGUCGAGGAGGCGGACACGCCCCUGUCGCCGCGACGGCGGCGGCGGCGCCCGCGGCGCUGCGCGCUGUGCUGCGUGCUAACAGUCCUGGCGGCCGUCGUCUUCGCGAGCAUCACCCUGGCGACGCUGCCCGAGGAGGAACAACAAAUGGACGAGGGCGCCGCGCCCCUAGUAACAACUGAGGGUAUCGGCGCGACGCUCGCGACGCAGGCCUCGUCUGAUCGAGUCUGGCUGCUGCGCUUCCUAUGCGCGCGCUGGAGCGGCCCCAUUUCUGUGGCUGUUGUGGGUGAUCAGUCUAUCGCGACGGAGGCGGUCUGCGGUUCAUCAAAACCGCACCCCUCGGCUUCCGUGCUACGAGCCAAAAUAGACCAGUCUUUACGAUGGAGAGGCGCCUUGCUUCUCGGAACGACAACGACGAUGCAGCUCUUCUCCUACGCUGGCAAUUACCCCAUCAACGCGCUGCGGAACGCCGCGCUCAACGCGGUCACGACGUCCCACGUCCUAGUCGUCGACGUGGAUUUUUUCCCGUCCACGGAACUGCACGAGGCCAUCCUGGCGCAAUCUUUGUAUUUGAAAAACCACCCUCGAAGCGCGUUGGUGGUCCCGGCGUUCCAAAGGAAGGGCAACUGGCGCGGCUAUUCCGAUAAAAGGUGGAAGCGCGAACUAUCGAAACCCGACUUCAUUCCCGAAAACUUUGCCCAGCUCCUCGAUUGUCUGGCGUCCGUCGCGUGCAUCGUGUUUGAUUUUACGUGGAACCGCGACGCGCACGGAACCACAAACACGGCGGCCUGGGUCGAGGCCACGGCGAAAGCGGCGUCAACACGCGCCUUCCGCGCCGCCGACCGCGUGCGCGCCGCCGAGGCCCAGCCCUCGGGCAAGGACGCGCCCAAAUUGCCCGAAGGUUUGUUACCGUUCGCUUCUUAUGUGGAACCGCGGCGCAUCGCAUGUUUUAAGAGUGCGCGCUUCGAGCCCUACGUCGUGUUGCGGAACAACGCCGACGUGCGCUUCGACGCGUCGUACACGGGCUACGGCAAGAACAAGAUCGAGCAAAUUGCUCGAUUGCGGUACGCGGGGUAUGUAUUCGCGGUGCUGCCGCUGGGGUUCCUGGUCCACGCGCCGCACCCCUGGUCCUCGUCCAAACGGAGCUGGAUGGCGACGGGGCGCGGCAGCCACGAGACGGACCAGCUUUAUAAAGAAACGGUCGCGGAGGCGCGCGAUAACGUGGACGCGCGCGACGGCGCCAACCGGACGUGGUUGUGCGAGCGGUAGUAGCUGUUUGUAAUGUGUUUCUCUCUU